AUGUCAACUACUACUACCACCAGCACGGCGACGGCGUUCCAGCCUGAGCAGCAAAGAACCUUUGCUGCCAAGUUUGAGACCAAGGAUCUCGUCACCUUUGACGAGAACAAGGUGUACGGUGAUUGGCGCGACGAAUUCCACAAGAAUGGCUGUGUCGUGAUCAAGAACGUCAUUAGUCCAGAGAGGGCCAAGUACUACGCCGACAAGCAAAUCGAAUGGCUCAAGAAGUUUGAUCUUGGCUUUGACGAGAAUGACUCUUCUACUUGGACUGCGGAUCACCUCCCGGUCAGCUUCAAGGGAGGCAUGUAUUUUGCAUAUGGUUCAACUCACGAGAAGAUGGCAUGGGAGGCGCGCACUGAACCUGCCGUCAUUGAAAUCUUUGAGAAGCUCUGGGAAACUAAAGAGCUCAUCACUUCCUUUGAUGGCAUGAACAUCUCGAUGCCGAAGCGCACGGAUAUCCAGUGGUCUCCAUGGCCUCACUGCGACCAGAACCAGAGACGGAAAGGAAUGCAAGCCGUUCAAGGCCUCCUAAACUACGCACCCAACGGCCCCAAGGACGGCGGCCUCAUGCUGAUGAAGGGCUCCUCGAAGCUCUUUGACGAGUUCUUCUCGCAAAAGCGCGAGGGCUUUGCCCACGAGGACGCGCCGCCGCCCGAGCUCGAGUUCAUGGACCUGUUCCUCUUUAGCGAAAAGGACGUCAAGUGGUUCGAGGAGCGCGGCUGCGAGCUCAUCAAGGUCAACAUGGAGCCCGGCGACUUUGUGCUCUGGGACUCGCGGACCAUGCACUAUGCCAAGUUCCCCGAGGGCGACCAGAUCCGCCACGUGCAGUACAUUUGCAUGACGCCGCGCAAGUUUGCCGAGGCCGACGCCCUCGAGGCCAAGAAGUAUUGCUUUGAAAACUACAUGGGCACCACCCACUGGCCACACUGCAAUGUCCGACUUACAAAGGAAAAGCCCAUGAGAAAUGGUGAGGUUUGCCCAAAGUACAGGACAGAACCUUUUGAGAAGCCCGAGAUUACAGAUACAAUUCUCAAGCUCGCUGGAGUGAAGGCCUACUAG
Pestalotiopsis fici W106-1 is the source of this 1059-nucleotide messenger RNA. RefSeq lists its product as uncharacterized. Lineage: Eukaryota; Fungi; Ascomycota; Sordariomycetes; Amphisphaeriales; Sporocadaceae. The coding region runs from base 1 to 1059 and encodes 352 amino acids. The record is from RefSeq and is a predicted model, not a curated record. The transcript is spliced from 4 exons.